Oncorhynchus gorbuscha (pink salmon) is the source of this 1182-nucleotide messenger RNA. RefSeq names its product protein ABHD14B-like. Bases 156 to 791 code for a protein of 211 amino acids. The record is from RefSeq and is a predicted model, not a curated record. The transcript has 4 exons. Lineage: Eukaryota; Metazoa; Chordata; Actinopteri; Salmoniformes; Salmonidae. Gene Ontology annotation, cellular component: cytoplasm.
UGCUAUUCUAUUUAUUAAACCCGGUAAUACGCCUGAUCACCACUGGACGUCAGUAGAUUCCAGGUUGAAACUACAGUAGACUGUUUUUCCGUUGAAAAGUGAAACUAUCAAGAAAACUUAGUUCAGACAAAGAAAUUUCUCAGACGGCGUGAAGGAUGUGUGCUGCUAAAAUGACAGAAGGGAGCUUGCAUGUGGAAUCCUGCAAGGCCCCUAUGUUUUACAGACAAGCUGAACCGGCCACAGGUGAAGUACAUCUGUCUGUCCUGCUUCUGCACGGCAUCCGUUUCUCAUCUGAGAACUGGCUCAAUAUAGGAACAUUGGAGACAUUGGCCAAAGCUGGCUGUCGUGCAGUGGCCAUCGACCUACCAGGUUUUGGCCAAUCUAAGUCAGCAGUAGCCCCCUCUGCUGUAGGAGAGCUGGCCCCUGGUGGGUUCCUGAAGCAGGUGUGUGAGGCACUGGGGAUGGGGCCAGUGGUGGUGGUCAGUCCCUCCCUGAGUGGCAUGUACUCCCUGCCCUUCCUCUUCCAGCACGAGGCUCUGGUCCGGGCUUACAUCCCGGUGGCUCCCAUCUGCACUGAGAAAUUCACAGCAGAGCAGUACAGCAGCAUACAGACUCCAUCUUUGAUUGUCUAUGGAGACCAGGAUGCUCAGCUUGGAGAGGUUUCUCUGAACAACCUGAGGAGCCUGGCUAAUCACAAGGUUGCGGUGAUGAAAGGAGCAGGACAUCCGUGCUACCUGGACGACCCGGCCACGUGGCACAGAGCUCUCACUGACUUUCUCAAUACGUUGUGAUGUUGUUCAGUGUCUUUGGGAUAUCUGUCCAUGGAUGCAGCACUAUACGGCCAUUCCUAAUCCAACACUCCCAGCAUUUAGUUAUAUAAACAAAAUUGAUACUGUAUGUUUGUUAAUUUGUCAAAAGCUAGUCUAGAUUAUUAUUAUUAUUUUUUUUAAUCAAAGACUAGCGUGUGGUGUUUUGGAGGCCUGUAACUGUGGUUCAGUACAACUCGUUAUGCUCUUGCUAAUAUACUGUACUUGUACUGUGUGUGUGGCCUAUACAGGAUGUAUGUACCUGAUAUGAGUCCUAGUAUUACAAAUGCAAAAACAAACACCACACAAUGAAAUGAAGUGAAAAAUAUGAACAUUAUUUAAUAACUGAUUCUCUGUAAUAAACAAUUUGAAAAUA